CUGCUUGCCCAUGAUGCAGCGCGAGGCUGUUUGAAUGGCGUAGCUUGUUGUGGGUGAGCGCCGUCUAGGCUGUAAACUGGGGAGUGUAUGUCCGUAGAAGAGCGUUCCUCUCACCAGUACGUGCCGGCGUGUUCUCCAGCGGCGGGGCCAUGAGCCGAUUCUCCGGACAUUAUGGCACCGGGGGCCUGCCAUGUUGAGAAGUGGGACCUACAUCACAGUAGAAUCGAUGAUUACCCAAAAAAGAGGGUCUCUCCUUCACCCAAGCAGAACAUGAAGGAGGACAAUCUUUCACAAGGAGAGUCUUUAGGAAACGGCAAUCAGCAGCUUUAUAAAGUGGUGGUUUUCAAGAGGAAAGCUCAGAGCCCCGCCUUUAGAAGAAAACAGCAUCUGAGAGGCUGGGACUGUGACAUGGCAAAUAAGGAAAAUGAGUUGGCGGGAGGCAACCUGCAGGAUAAGCUCCAAAACGACAGACACACCUUUGUAUUGAACUCCAGUGACUCAGGCUCUACUCAGGCUGAGGGAGCUUCAAAGUACAGCAGCUUCUUUACAGAGCUCUAUUUGCAGGUCUCAAAGGAUCAUGAAAUAAUGUCCCAGGUCCUCUUUAGCAGGAAUCUCAGACUAAAUGUAGCGCUAACGUUUUGGAGGAAGCACAGUGUGAAUGAACUGGUUGCCUAUUUAGUCAGGAUGCAGGAUUUAGGAGUGAUAGCAGAUUGUCUCCCAGUUCUUACAAACAGCUUGCAAGAAGACAAAGCUUCAGUUUCAAUUGGUGGUUGUGUUGACCUGUUACCACUGGUUAAGUCUCUACUUAAAAGCAAAUUUGAAGAAUAUGUUAUAGUUGGUCUUAACUGGCUUCAAGCAAUUGUAAAGAAGUGGUGGACUCAAUUAUCUACAAGUUCUGAAAAUUCAUUAGAUGAAAAUGUUUUAAUACUAAAACACCAACUAAGUGGAAUGUGGCUUCAAGAAAGUUACCUUGCAUCCGUUCCAGGUUAUACCGGUAACAUAGCAAAGGAUUUGGAUGGCUACUUAUCACAGCUACAUUGAUUUGGAGUUACACCCAGCAUCCUGCAUUUUCUUCUGUUUUUCCGGACAAGUGAUGUCAUAUGGGUCUUUCCAAAACUAGGAAAAUUGCUCUAUUAAAAAAAUAGACAAGUGGAGGAAGACUUGACUCGUGAAAGAGAGUGGUGUCUCAAAACUGCCCAUUAGUUGUACAGCCACAACCAUGGUGGUGAAAACCUGCUUCAUAUUGAAGUAGUAUUAUUGUGAGGUAGCUGUUUUCAAGUUCAGAGGUAAUGUUUACCAAGUAUUUCUGCGAGACAAGUCUCCAAGAGUACCCGCUACUCUUCCUCUUAGGACACCAGAUACCUUUCUCUACUGGCUUUCUAAUAUCACUGGAAUACAUUUUUGUAAUUAACAAAACCUAUGGACAUGUGUACUUUUGUGUGACUGCAAGAAACUGUGCCUAAAGUUGGUGGUACAUUUUAAUGUGACAAUGGACAUUGCAACGAUUUCCCGAUUUUUGUUAUAUUAUUUGAAUCAUAAUAUUAAAGACAUGUUUGCAAUA
This is a messenger RNA of Nanorana parkeri, 1561 nucleotides long. RefSeq names its product katanin regulatory subunit B1 like 1 (gene KATNBL1). NCBI's taxonomy places the organism in Eukaryota, Metazoa, Chordata, Amphibia, Anura, Dicroglossidae. Gene Ontology annotation, cellular component: nucleolus. The record is from RefSeq and is a predicted model, not a curated record. Gene Ontology annotation, molecular function: microtubule binding. Bases 172 to 1041 code for a protein of 289 amino acids. The transcript is spliced from 10 exons.